This is a messenger RNA of Penicillium odoratum, 1020 nucleotides long. RefSeq names its product alpha/beta hydrolase. The coding region runs from base 1 to 1020 and encodes 339 amino acids. The transcript has 2 exons. Lineage: Eukaryota; Fungi; Ascomycota; Eurotiomycetes; Eurotiales; Aspergillaceae. Gene Ontology annotation, molecular function: hydrolase activity. The record is from RefSeq and is a predicted model, not a curated record.
AUGUCUGCCAUUCCCGGUGUCACAAUACCUCCUUAUCCCCUCCACGAGUCCGUUAAAGACCUGCUGGAUCCCGAAUAUACCACCUUCUAUAACAAGUAUGUGAUCAACAAUCAGCAAGUUCAUCUGCAACCCGUUGCAGCAUCUCGGACCAGCGGUGUUCUGAUCCCAGGCGCGGGGCCAAUGUUGGAGGUGGGUAAAACCCAUGACCUUACAAUUGCGCGCCGGGAGACCGAGGGACCGCCAGUUGAGGUUCGCUGCUUCACACCCAAAGGUGAAGCACCAGCUGGCGGGUGGCCAGUCAUGCUUUAUUUCCACGGCGGUGGUUGGGUCCUGGGCAACAUUGACACCGAAAAUGUGGUGUGCUCCAACCUGUGCGUGCGUGGUAACUGUGUUGUGGUGACUGUUAAUUACCGUCUUGCCCCUGAAAACCCAUGGCCAGCUGCUGUUCACGAUUGUUGGGAGGUCCUGUUGUGGCUGGUGGACGAGGGCCCCGCCGCAUUGUCAAUCGACACGUCCAAAAUGGCAACAGGCGGGUCCUCGGCAGGAGGAAACUUGGCUGCAAUCAUGACCCACAAGGCAUUGGCCCUUUUCCCUCCUGUCCGCUUCUCCGCUCAAUUACUGUCAGUCCCAGUUACGGAUAAUACCGCGACCGUGGAGACGAAUGAGUCUUAUCGCCUUUACGAGCACACCCCCGCCCUAUCCGCCCUAAAGAUGCUUUGGUACCGGAAUCAUUACCUGCCGAACGCCGGCGAUUGGACAAACCCCGAGGCUAGUCCCUUGUUUUACGCCGGUAGCUGGUCUGAACUUCCCCCCGCAUUGGUCAUGGUGGGUGAGUUAGACGUGUUGCGGUCCGAAGGCGAGCAGUACGCCGAAAAGCUCCGGGAGGCAGGCGUGCCGGUGGACCUUCAGUUGAUGAAGGGCAUGCCGCAUCCAUUCUUGGCGAUGGAUGGGGUACUUUCCGAGGGAAAACGAUGUAUUACACUCAUGUGUGAUGCUUUGCAAAAGGCUUUCUGGAGCUAG